UACAGGUGAAGAGAGACAGUGAGGGAAGGAGGAGGCUGUGCUCACAGACCGGGAAAAGAUCUCUGGGCAAGUCUUGCAUGCCAGGCUGCCACUGACACACCAAGGAGCUAGAAGUGAGAAGAGUGCUGCUAGCCAUGAGUGACAAGUCCAGCUUCCUGCACAUCGGGGACAUCGUGUCCCUCUACGCUGAGGGCACGGUAUGCGGCUUUAUCAGCACCCUGGGUUUGGUUGAUGACAGAUGUGUGGUGGAGCCUGCUGCAGGAGACCUAGAUAACCCGCCCAAAAAAUUCAGAGACUGCCUGUUUAAAGUCUGUCCUAUGAAUAGAUAUUCUGCUCAGAAGCAAUAUUGGAAGGCUAAGCAGGCCAAACAGGAAAAGGAAAAGAUCUCAGAUGUCCUUCUUCUCCAGAAGCUUCAGCAUGCAGCAACAAUGGAGCAAAAACAAAACGAGACCGAGAAUAAGAAGGUUCAUGGUGAGGUGGUGAAGUAUGGCAGUGUAAUACAGCUGCUUCAUAUGAAGAGUAACAAGUACCUUACUGUGAAUAAACGCCUUCCUGCACUGCUGGAAAAGAAUGCCAUGCGUGUUACUCUUGAUGCAACUGGAAAUGAAGGGUCCUGGCUUUUCAUCCAACCCUUUUGGAAACUGCGCAGUAAUGGAGACAAUGUGGUUGUUGGUGAUAAAGUAAAUCUUAACCCUGUGAAUGCUGGGCAACCUCUACAUGCUAGUAACUAUGAACUAAGUGACAAUCCAGGAUGCAAGGAGGUAAACUCCCUAAAUUCUAACACCAGCUGGAAGAUCAAUCUGUUCAUGCAAUACAAAGACUACAUGGAGGAUGUCCUGAAAGGGGGGGAUGUGGUCCGUCUCUUUCAUGCUGAGCAAGAGAAGUUUCUCACAUGUGAUGAAUAUAAAUCUCGGCACCAUGUAUUUCUACGCACCACCCUGCGCCAGUCAGCCACUUCAGCUACUAGCUCCAAUGCACUCUGGGAAGUAGAGGUUGUACAUCAUGAUCCGUGUAGAGGAGGUGCCGGUCACUGGAACAGUUUAUAUAGAUUUAAACAUCUUGCAACAGGGAAUUACCUUGCAGCAGAGGAAAACCCUACCUAUAAAGGGGAUGCCCCAGAAUCGAAGUCUGGAUCAUCUUAUGCAGUAACGUCAUCUGUAGUGAAUAGUCGUGCCAACCGCAGGAAUGCAGGGGAGAAGAUUAAGUAUCGCCUUGUUGCUGUACCACAUGGGAAUGAUAUUGCCUCACUGUUUGAACUGGAUCCCACUACUUUACAGAAGACAGAUUCAUUUGUGCCCAGAAAUUCAUUUGUGAGACUACGACAUCUGUGCACCAACACUUGGAUUCAGAGCACCAAUGUCCCUAUAGAUGUUGAUGAAGAACGGCCGAUACGUCUCAUGCUUGGCACAUGUCCCACUAAAGAAGAUAAAGAGGCCUUUGCUAUUGUAUCCGUGCCUGUGUCUGAGAUUCGUGACUUGGAUUUUGCUAACGAUGCUAGUUCAAUGCUGGCCAAUUUUGUCGAACGUUUGAAUGACGGAUUCAUUAGCCAGAAUGACCGCAGAUUUGCCAUAAAACUCUUAGAAGAUUUGGUUUUCUUUGUCGUGGGUGUUCCCAAUAACGGUCAAAACGUGUUGGAUAUUGUGAUUUCCAAGCCCAACAGAGAGCGACAAAAGCUUAUGAGGGAGCAGAACAUACUUAAGCAGGUAUUUGGUAUCCUUAAAGCACCAUUCAAAGACAAAGGUGGUGAGGGUCCUCUACUUAGACUUGAAGAGCUCUCUGACCAGAAAAAUGCCCCAUACCAGUACAUGUUCCGACUGUGCUACAGAGUCCUCCGUCACUCUCAGGAUGAUUAUCGAAAGAACCAGGAGCACAUAGCCAAGCAGUUUGGAGUCAUGCAGUCUCAGAUUGGAUACGAUAUUUUAGCCGAGGACACAAUAACUGCACUGCUGCAUAACAAUCGGAAACUCUUAGAAAAACACAUCACUAAGACUGAGGUUGAGACGUUUGUCAGCUUGGUUAGGAAAAACCGCGAGCCAAGAUUUCUGGAUUAUCUUUCUGACUUGUGUGUAUCAAAUCAUAUUGCAAUCCCAGUAACUCAAGAGCUCAUCUGUAAGUGUGUUUUAGAUCCCAAAAACAGUGAUAUCCUCACAAAGACUGAGCUGAGACCAGUAAAAGAGAUGUCCCAGUCCCCAGAAUAUAUGAGUAUUGAGUACUGUGAAGAUGAAGUCUGGCUAGUCUGGUUAGACAAAAACAAUGAUACCCAUGAGAAGAGCAUCCGACAGUUAUCACAAGAGGCAAGGGCUGGAAACGUCCAUGAUGAGAAUGUAUUGACGUAUUAUCGUUACCAGUUGAAACUUUUUGCACGAAUGUGCCUAGACCGUCAGUACCUGGCUAUCCAUGAAAUCUCGAAGCAACUGAGUGUUGACCUGAUCUUCCUUUGUAUGGCUGAUGAGAUGCUGCCUUUUGAGAUCAGAGCUUCUUUCUGUCAUCUUAUGCUGCAUGUCCAUGUUGACAGAGACCCACAAGAACUGGUGACUCCAGUAAAGUAUGCCCGCCUGUGGACUGAAAUCCCUACAAGCAUCACCAUUAAAGACUAUGACUCCAACCUGAAUGAUUCAAGAGAUGACAAGAAGAAUAAGUUCACAAACACAAUGGAAUUUGUGGAAGAUUAUCUCAACACAGUGGUCAGUGAAGCUAUGCCAUUUGCCAAUGAGGAAAAGAACAAGCUAACAUUUGAGGUGGUGAGCCUUGCACGUCAUUUGAUAUAUUUUGGAUUCUAUAGCUUUAGUGAACUUCUGAGGCUGACAAGGACUCUACUGGGAAUUAUAGACUGUGUUCAGAAUUCACAGGCAAUAGUGCCACAUCCCGUGUACAGCGAAGAUGCAGCAGAAAAAAAUGUGAGGCGAUCUAUACAAGGAAUGGGACAAAUGAUGUCCACAAUGGUGCUGACUCGAAAACCAUCUGUGUUCAAUUCCUCUUCACUCAUGAAUUCUGUAGUGGGUCAGGAAGCUUCUAAGAGGAAGACUAUCGGAAGUGAAAACAUUACUGUGAUGGAGACCAAGCUGAAGAUCCUGGAGAUCCUUCAGUUCAUCCUGAAUGUACGACUGGAUUACAGGAUAUCUUACCUACUCUCUGUCUUCAAGAAGGAGUUUGUUGAGGUUUUCCCUAUGCAAGAUAGUGCAGCAGAUGGGACUGCUCCUGCUUUUGAUAAUACAAAUGCUUCUUUAAAUGUAGAGCGCAUUGGAGAACAAGCAGAAGCUAUGUUUUGUGUAGGGAAGAAUUCUAUGUUGGAGGUAGAUGAUGAAGGUGGCAGAAUGUUUCUGCGAGUCCUCAUACAACUAACAAUGAAUGACUAUCCAGCUUUAAUCUCUGGAUCCCUACAACUUCUAUUUAAACAUUUUAGCCAAAGACAAGAAGUGCUGCAUACCUUCAAACAGGUUCAACUACUUAUCUCUGCCCAGGAUGUUGAUAAUUACAAGGUUAUAAAAUCUGAGCUGGAUAGGCUGAGGACUAUGGUAGAAAAAUCUGAACUCUGGGUGGAUAAAAAGGAAAAAGGAGAUGGCAGCUCCACAGAAGGAAACAAAAAGGAGAAAAAGGAGCAUAAUGAAAAUCAGGAGGGAUCUGGAAAACCAGCUGUGGAGAAGAGCAGUGAAAACUAUCAAAUUGUAAAAGAGAUAUUAGAAAGACUGAAUAAAAUGUGCGGUGUUGGUGAACAAGUUCGCAAAAAGCAACAAAGACUGCUGAAAAAUAUGGAUGCUCAUAAGGUUAUGCUUGAUCUUCUCCAAAUCCCAUAUGAAAAGGGAGACUUGAAAAUGAAGGAGAUUUUGAAGUACACACACCAGUUUCUGCAGAAAUUCUGCGCCGGAAACCCAGAAAAUCAAGCUCUUUUACACAAGCACUUGUCUCUAUUCCUAACUCCUGGUCUCUUAGAGGCUGAGACUAUGCAACACAUUUUUCUGAAUAAUUACCACCUGUGCACUGAGAUCCAUGAGACUGUUCUUCAACACUUUAUCCAUUGUCUAGCCACACAUGGGAGACAUGUGCAAUACUUAGACUUCCUGCACACCAUCAUCAAAGCUGAAGGCAAAUAUAUAAAAAAAUGUCAGGACAUGAUCAUGACAGAGCUCACAAAUGCAGGAGAUGAUGUUGUUGUUUUCUACAAUGACAAAACUUCAUUUACAUCAAUGCUGGAAAUGAUGGCAGUAGCCCGUGAAGGUGUAGAUGAGAACAGUCCGCUUAUGUAUCACAUUUCACUAGUUGAUCUUCUAGCUGCUUGCGCCGAGGGCAAAAAUGUCUACACUGAGAUCAAGUGCACGUCUUUGUUACCUCUGGAGGAUGUUGUACGAGUCGUAACUCAUGAAGACUGCAUUACAGAGGUAAAAAUAUCCUAUGUGAACUUUGUAAAUCACUGUUAUGUGGACACUGAGGUGGAAAUGAAAGAAAUAUAUACAAGCAACCACAUCUGGACCCUUUUUGAAAACUUCAUUCUAGACAUGGCUCGAGUAUGUAAUAAACGAGAGAAACGCCUUUCAGAUCCUACCUUAGAAAAGUAUGUUCUCACUGUGGUUUUGGAAACAAUAAGAUCCUUCUUUAACUCACCAUUUUCAGAGAACAGCACCUCUCUUCAGACUCAUCAAGCAAUAGUAGUCCAACUUCUGCAGUCAACUACUCGGCUUUUAGAGUGUCCUUGGCUUCAGCAGCAGUAUAAGGGAUCAGUAGAAGCAUGCAUAAGGGCCUUGGCUGUGGUUGCAAAGAGUCGCAACAUAUCACUUCCCAUGGAUUUAGAUUCGCAUGUUAGUUCUUUACUGAACAGUUCCUCAAGUUCACUUCAGAGAAAUCAGCCCGCCUACAAGCAAGCUACAUCCUCAAGAACCUUUACUCGUGCCAGUGCUACACAGAACCAGUGGGAUUACAAGAACAUUGUAGAGAAGUUGCAGGAUAUUAUACAUGUGCUAGAGCAACAGCUGAAGCCUCUUGUAGAAGCAGAACAGUCUGUUCUUGUAGAUGUUCUCCAUCACCCUGAAUUACUCUUCGCUGAAGGAACUGACCCUCGUUCACGAUGUGAGAGUGGAGGCUUUAUUUCCAAACUUAUUCAGCACACUAAAAAUCUUAUGUCUAGUGAAGAAAAGCUCUGUAUAAAAGUUUUAAGAACCAUUACAGCAAAUGUUGCAGAAAAAAAAAAUAACUAUGAAGAGCGGGGAAAUUUACUAAGGAAAACCCUUCUAAAUAAUUACCUGCAAAACAAGAAGUCAAAUGCUAAAGGCGAGACAACUGACACCUUUGCCACUGGUCUGGACCAGGACUGGUCUUUAAUAGCACCAAUUCAAUGUAAGCUGGACCGAGAAGGAGCAACAAAACUUGUAGCUGACCUUAUAAUGAGUUCCAAAAAUGAUAAGAUCUUUCAAGAAAGCAUUUUAUUGGCCAAUAGAUUAUUGGACGGUGGUAACACAGAAAUACAGAAUUCAUUUUACAAUUUAAUGAAGGGUGACAUCAAGUCAGAAAAGUUUUUCAAGGUCCUGUUUGAAAGAAUUAAAAGUGCUCAGCAGGAAAUAAAAUCCACAAUGUCUGUGAACAUGAAUGAUCUGGGGUCAAAUGAAACCUAUGAGGCGGGUGGAAAUCUUACCACAAAAGGGAUUGUGGUGCCUACUUCAAGGGUCCUAACAGGAGGACCCCAACAUCGCAAAGGACAUGAAGGGGGAGAGCUUGGUGAAGGUAAUGAAGUUGGUCCUGUUGUACUAAUUAUGGAACCCAUUUUGAGAUUUCUUCAGCUCUUGUGUGAAAACCACAAUCCAGACCUACAGAAUUUCUUGCGGAAUCAGAAUAAUAAGACCCAUUACAACUUAGUAUGUGAGACUUUACAGUUCCUGGAUAUCAUGUGUGGAGCACCACAGGGGUCUGGUCUGUUGGGUCUAUACAUCAAUGAAAAAAAUGUGGCCCUUAUAACCCAGACUUUGGAGACCCUCACAGAAUAUUGCCAAGGACCAUGUCAUGAGAACCAGACCUGUAUAGUUACACAUGACUCCAAUGGCAUUGACAUCAUAACAGCCUUAAUUUUAAAUGACAUCAGUCCUUUGUGUAAAUAUAGGAUGGACCUAGUUCUACAGCUGAAGGACAAUGCAUCAAAACUGCUUUUAGCUCUCAUGGAAAGUCGUCAUGACAGUGAAAAUGCAGAAAGAAUUCUGAUCAGUCUACGACCCCAAGAAUUGGUGGAUGUUAUCAAGAAGGCUUAUUAUCAAGAAGAUGAAGGGGACAGCUCUGAUGUGUCACCACAAGAAGUUGGACAUAACAUUUACAUCCUUGCUUUGCAGCUGUCACGUCACAACAGGCACCUACAACAUCUUUUGAAGCCUAUCCAUAGAAUUCAAGAGGAAGAAGAAAGUAUCUCUACUAUGCUCAGCCUAAAUAAUAAACAGCUGACACAAAUGUUGAAGGCGAAAACUGCCCCAGUGGAGGAAGAAAAAGAAGAUCCUCUGGUAUAUUAUGCCAAGCAUACUGCACAAAUUGAGAUUGUACGUUCAGACCGAAGUAUGGAACAAAUUGUGUUUCCUGUUCCAAAUAUCUGCAAGUUCCUCACAGAAGAGACAAAGCACAGAGUAUUCACUACCACAGAGCAGGACGAACAAAGCAGCAAAGUUAGCGAUUUCUUUGACCAGUCAUCUUUCCUUCAUAAUGAGAUGGAGUGGCAGAAGAGAUUGCGCAGUAUGCCGUUAAUAUAUUGGUUUUCACGUAGAAUGACACUAUGGGGAACCAUUUCUUUCAACCUGGCGGUUUUUAUUAACCUGAUCAUAGCCUUUUUCUAUCCCUAUGUAGAGGGUACUUCUAUUGGAAUAUUGGAUUCACCCCUUAUCUCUCUUAUUUUCUGGACCAUGGUUUGCUUCUCAGUUAUGUCCCUUUUCACAAAGCGUUAUGGUCUUCGACCACUUAUUGUGGCAUUGAUCUUGCGUUCCGUGUACUACCUGGGAAUCGGUCCAACACUCUACAUAUUGGGAGCUCUGAAUUUGACAAACAAAAUAGUUUUUGUGGUUAGUUUUGUGGGCAAUCGAGGAACUUUCAUCCGUGGCUAUAAGGCAAUGAUAAUGGAUAUGGAAUUUCUUUAUCACGUGGCCUACAUCCUUACCAGUUUCCUAGGAAUCUUUGCUCAUGAACUGUUUUACAGCAUCUUGCUUUUUGACCUGAUAUAUCGUGAAGAAACACUAUUUAAUGUAAUUAAGAGUGUAACACGAAACGGCCGAUCAAUUCUCCUGACUGCCCUACUUGCACUGAUCCUGGUCUACCUCUUCUCCAUUGUGGGCUUCCUCUUCUUGAAAGAUGACUUCAUUAUGGAAGUGGAUCGGCUUCCCCAGGCCCCUCGGACUAUGACUCAGUCAGUGGGACCAAACUCCUUUGCAGAAUAUUGUGGAACGGACCAAACUGACUGCACUUCUGAGGUUACAGUACUUGAUAAUCCUGAAGAUGAGGAUGAUGGCACAGAGAGAGCUUGUGAUACACUGCUCAUGUGCAUUGUCACCGUUCUUAAUCAUGGGUUGCGAAACGGAGGAGGUGUGGGAGACAUUUUGAGAAAACCCUCUAAAGAAGAAUCCCUGUUUCCAGCCCGUGUGAUUUAUGAUCUUCUCUUCUUCUUCAUUGUUAUUAUCAUUGUUCUGAACCUCAUUUUUGGUGUUAUUAUUGACACAUUUGCUGAUUUGAGGAGUGAGAAACAAAAGAAAGAAGAGGUCCUGAAGACUACCUGCUUUAUUUGUGGACUGGAGAGAGAUAAGUUUGACAAUAAGACCGUGUCCUUUGAGGAGCACAUUAAGGAAGAGCACAAUAUCUGGAAUUAUCUGUACUUCAUCGUGUUGGUGAGAGUGAAGAACAAGACAGAUUACACUGGUCCAGAGAGCUAUGUGGCACAGAUGAUAAAGAGUAAAAACCUGGACUGGUUCCCCAGGAUGAGAGCAAUGUCUCUAGUCAGUAACGAAGGAGAAGGAGAGCAAAAUGAGAUACGUAGCCUCCAGGACAAACUGAACUCAACCAUGCGGCUGGUUACUCAUUUAACAUCGCAGCUCAAUGAACUCAAAGAACAGAUGACUGAGCAACGGAAGCGGCGGCAGAGAAUGGGAUUUGUGGAUGUACAGGCGAAUGUGGGGCACUCAAUGGCCAGCAACCAAGCUGUAGUUAGUCAAUGACAGAGUGGAAAGACUGAAAAUUAGCUGUGCACCAUAAAAUGUUGCUGAAGACCGUAGUUUAACACUGUGCCAUUGAUAUGCAUCAUAAUGAUAUUGCUGCUCUUUAUGUGAAACAAGGAGGUUUUUGGGUAUGUAAGUGCAGGACAUGAUAGUAGCAAUGAAGAACCAAGUUUCCUGGAACUAAAAUGGAUCCAGGCAGACAUGCUGUGGUGCAAUAUCUGUAAAUGUCUAUAUGCACAGGGAUUUUAUGAACAACACUGGAAUGAAAUAUUAAAAACACAAAGGGGAAAAAGCCCUUUGCACAAAGUUCAAUUAGAACAUGUAUUAAUCCUGUUAAAUGGUUCUUGAUAUUGUAAAGAAGAUUAAUAUAAUGCAAUCUUUCACUACCACAAAUAAUUAGCAGCACCUACCUAGUACUCCAAGCGCUAUUGGCAAUGUGUCAGGCUAUUAAUAAGAUUGAUACAAUUAUUGACUCAUUUUGCAUAGUCUGCUUUAGAUGUUGAGGCAGAUUGCACCAUUAACUAUUCCUCAGACUAGAAGUGAAGUUAAAUAUUGAAUGAGGUCAGAUUAGUGGUAAUAGACCAAUCCUUAAAUAGUACUGACUGGGUACAGCAAAUAUAGAUGUUAAUUUCAGUGCAGAUGAAAAAUCUUAAUAGACCCGCAAGUAUAUAAUUUUUGUGUACUUGGUUGGUUUGGAUGGUUUAAUUGCAAUUGUGAAAAAUUUAUAGGUUUACAAAUAUUACAUGUGCAUAUUCCUAUGUCUCAUUUCAUAGACGUGGCCUGUUGCAGAUGAAAUAGGCAUUUUGCUAAUUGAGAAAACUACUGUUUACAGAGAAGAAGGGGAGGUUGUGUAACUAGUAAAACAUAGAAAUGGUAAUAAAAUAGUUUCUCCUUACCUCUUAAUAAAAUACUCAAAUGUGUGUAAUCAUG
This is a messenger RNA of Bufo bufo (common toad), 9095 nucleotides long. RefSeq names its product inositol 1,4,5-trisphosphate receptor type 3 (gene ITPR3). Gene Ontology annotation, biological process: calcium ion transmembrane transport. Lineage: Eukaryota; Metazoa; Chordata; Amphibia; Anura; Bufonidae. Gene Ontology annotation, cellular component: membrane; endoplasmic reticulum. Gene Ontology annotation, molecular function: inositol 1,4,5-trisphosphate-gated calcium channel activity; inositol 1,4,5 trisphosphate binding. The record is from RefSeq and is a predicted model, not a curated record.